Molecule: messenger RNA, 1189 nt
Organism: Sabethes cyaneus
Lineage: Eukaryota; Metazoa; Arthropoda; Insecta; Diptera; Culicidae
Gene: RfC38
Product: replication factor C subunit 3
Exons: 2
Coding region: 48-1124 (358 amino acids)
Biological process (GO): DNA-templated DNA replication; DNA repair
Cellular component (GO): nucleus; DNA replication factor C complex
Molecular function (GO): DNA binding; DNA clamp loader activity
Source: RefSeq, a predicted model, not a curated record
ACUUAUUUUCGGCAUAAACCUAGUUUCCGUUUCGAAAUAUUCUGAAAAUGUCUCUGUGGGUAGACCGAUACCGUCCGCGUGAGCUGGGCAAGCUGGACUACCACAAAACGCAAGCCUCGCAAUUGAUCAACCUUUGCGCGCAAGGCGAUUUCCCCCAUCUGAUGUUUUACGGGCCGUCCGGUGCUGGUAAGAAAACAAGAAUCAUGUGUCUCUUGCGGGAACUGUACGGUACUGGAGUUGAACGAUUGCGAAAUGAGGUCAUGAACUUCACGACGCCCUCGAAUCGAAAGGUGGACAUCAUGACGGUCAGCAGCAACUAUCACAUCGAGGUAAAUCCAUCGGAUGCCGGUAUUUACGAUCGUGUCGUCAUAACCGACAUGAUCAAGCAGAUUGCACAAACCCAGCAGAUUGAUCCGAGCGGUCAGCGCGAGUUUAAAACCAUUGUCCUGUCGGAAGUUGAUGAUUUGACCAAAGAUGCCCAACAUGCUUUGCGAAGAACUAUGGAAAAAUAUGUGGCCACUUGUCGGUUGAUUUUGUGCGUCAACUCAACGUCUCGGGUUAUUCCGGCCGUCAAAAGUCGAUGCUUGGGCAUUCGAGUGUCCGCUCCCACUAACGAACAGAUCGUUGGAAUUCUGAAUGCCAUUUGUAAGAAGGAAAACCUUCACAUUCCAUCGGAGAUGGCAACAAAAAUAGCGGAGAAAUCGGAUCGCAAUCUCCGGCGAGCGAUCUUAAUGUUGGAGGCUUGUAAGGUACAGCAGUACCCGUUCACAGUAAACCAGGACGUGCCGGAAAUCGACUGGCAAGUUUUCCUAAAGGAAACAGCCAAUCAGAUCAUUCAAGAGCAAAGCCCGCAAAAGCUGGAAGCCGUUCGAGAGCGUCUGUACGAGCUCCUUUCGCAGGGUGUUCCGGCGGACAUCAUUUUUCGCGGUUUAGUAGAAAAUCUGGUGAAGAAUUGUGACAUGAGCAUUAAAACGCAAACGCUAAACUACGCCGGACUGUACGAGCAUCGGAUGCAACAGGGAAGCAAACACAUUUUCCACCUGGAGGCAUUCGUUGCGCAGUUUAUGGCCCUGUACAAGCGUUUCCUCAAUCAGGCUUCCGUGAUGGAUUUGGAUGACUUUUAAGUACUGCAAGGUAAAUUAGCCAGUUGUAAAACUAAACUAUAUGUUAGAUAUCGCGAACUUGGAUU